This is a messenger RNA of Plutella xylostella (diamondback moth), 2803 nucleotides long. The record is from RefSeq and is a predicted model, not a curated record. NCBI's taxonomy places the organism in Eukaryota, Metazoa, Arthropoda, Insecta, Lepidoptera, Plutellidae.
GACGCAGUGGUUGAAGACUUUUGUCUUCAGGCUCUGAGGCCUUCGGGCAGCUUGAAAACAUCUGACAGUCGGGUUGCCCACUUACCCGAACAACUUCAGUGCUCAGUACAGCUGAACACAAAAGAGUAGAGAUUAAUGUUUUUGGAACUAAACAGAUUUAAACCUGGCAAUUAAAAAAAACUUGUGAUUUGUGGUCUGUUUCUAUGGUUUGAAUGUCAAGCUCGCUCUGUUCCUAUAUAAACAAAUCGGAUUUUGCAUAAUUUUUGGGGUUUUGUGGAUUGUAAGGUUUGUUCACGAGGUAAAAUGAAUAAAACCAUUCGCAGCGAAGCCAGAAAGUUGAUUUAUAGCGUAUACCGUCGAUGUUUGGCGGAGAAUGAGGCUGGAGAAGCAUUAGUGAACAUACACGAUGUUUAUGAAAGAGUAGCGUUUUAUACUGGUGAGUGGAUACUUAAUUUCUAAUCAUUAUCAUACAUUGCUUAUAUUUCUUGUAAAAAAAGUACUAUUUUAAUAUAAUAGAAUGCCUCCCAAUGUAUAUUUGUUAUUCUUAUAGAGGUUAGAAAGUACUAUUGACAAACGUCACAUGACAUCGGGGUCUGGAUGCUAAUGUUGUUAAAACAUCAGGUUUUGAUACUUUUUUACUAACCCCCGACUCGGUCUCUCCGUGUAAGAGUAUUGUAAAAAUAUGUAAAGUCGGUACAAAUUCCCCAGACAUAAUAAUUUGAAAGUCACUGCUUUUCUGACCAAUAAAAUCAUUUUUCGCAGGAAAAUCUAUAAACACAGUCAGAAGAAUUGCCAAAGAGGGGUCGAUUAACCAGGGUAAAUUUUCCACGCCAGCAAAACAAAGGAAAGGCCGCCCAAAGAAGGAGUUAGACGAUUUUGAUAAGUGUGUGAUCCGACAAAAAAUUCAGCAAUUCUAUACUGUGAAGAAAGAGGUACCAACAAUUGCAAAGUUGUUGGCACUGUUAAAGGAAGAAUAGGAUAUAAUGGCAGCAGAGAACAUUUGCGAAGACUUCUAAAAGAUAUCGGAUUCCAAUACAAAAAAUGUCGCUCAAAUAGACAAGUCUUAAUGGAGACAUCAAAUAUUGCUGCAAAGAGGGAGCUUUACCUGCGACAAAUAAUGGAAAAUAGAAGUCUACCACCGGAAUUGCAAAAGGACGUAAUUUAUUUAGAUGAGAGUUACAUCCACGCUACAUACAAGUUAAAAAAAUGUUGGCAAUCUAUUGAUACACAUGGCGUUAUAACCGACAUAUCAAAGGGGAAAAGGUGGAUUAUUGUGCACGCUGGAAAUGAAAAAGGCUUUGUUCCCAAUGCACUCCUUAUAUUUAGCGGCACAAACAAGCAAGAGGACUACCAUUCGGAAAUGAACCGGCACAACUUUACCAAAUGGAUCACUGAGAAGCUGAUACCAAAUCUUAAGGAGCCAACAAUAAUUGUGAUGGACAAUGCUCCUUACCAUUCAGUGGUAAAAAACAAAGCUCCCACAUCGGCCAGUAAAGUGGCGGAAAUCAAAUUAUGGCUGCUGGAAAACAAUAUUCCAUUCGACCCAGCCACUAGAAAACCUUUACUCCUAGCUCUUGUUAAGAAACACAAGCCGACUCCUAUAUACGAAAUAGACGAAUUGUUAGGAGAACAUGGCCAUAUCGUUAUGCGUUUGCCACCCUACCACUGCGACUUAAACCCCAUUGAACUGAUAUGGGGACAAGCAAAAAAAGCGGUGGCCUCUUUAAAUGUAGGAGGAGGCAAAAAUAUAAAAGAGCUCACUGAGCAAGCUUUUGAAGCAAUCACUACGGAAGACUGGAAAAACUGCUGCGAGCAUGUUAAAAAAAUUGAAAAAGAGUACUACGAUCGAGGAAGCGUACUUUAUGAGAAUAUUGAUGACUUGGUGAUAAGGGUUGGUAGUGAAAGUAGUGAUGAAAGUGACUCAGAGGAAGAUAGUGAUUAAGAAAAUUUUGUCAGUGUGGAUCAAUGAUUUCAAAAGGAAGGAUACGCCCUCCAGAACAUUUUACUUUACUCAAACCUUCUUCAUACAAGCAAAAUAACUGUCAUCUUUCAUAAUUUGUUUGAACUAUAUGUCAAUGGCGUGGAUUAUUUAGAUUUCGUCUUACUUUGUGAAGAUGAAUUCCUUCACCCCUUAUCACCGCCGCUCGCGCCACCGGCCAUCGGUGCCCGGGUAUUGAAUCGGCACCAAACCGUAUUCCCGGCUAGAUCACGCUUGCUUUCGCCCCUUCGGAAAUUUGUUAUUUUUGCCUUUUUUCAAGAGGUCAAAAUUAAUUUUUUUUUUUGGAAAGUUUUUAGGAUUUUGAUCAAAAUAUAUACUUUUAAUGUAAGUAGAAAUGUACUUACAUCAAAGUCUAUAUAUUAAAGUAUUAAUUGCAGUAAAAAUAUAAAUUCCCAUAGGUACUAAUAUUUUGUUGUGAAUUUGGGCCAAUGUUUUUGACUUGGGUCGUAGGGGCAGUUUUGUUUUUUUUGGAUGUUUUACAUAAUCAUUAAUAUUUUCAUUUUCUACAAGCAAAAUGGUUCGAAACUAUAAAAAAGCGAUGUAUUAACUAAACUGCCUCAACCUGAAGGGCUAGUACAGCGGAGCCUCAAGAGCGAGAGCGACUGAGAACUCUUGUCACGUCUUAAUAGCGCCCCAUGCUACAUGGCCUGUUGUUGCUCCGGAUACCUCACGUACAAUGUUGAUGAUCUCUUUCACAUUCGAUUUCAGCAAGUUCAAAUUAGGAAAGGUUUCAUAUAUGAUUUUAUUUUAAUUUAUUUUCCGAUUCGUUCCUGUUCCCUUUUUUAUUAUCGAAAGUUCCUAUUA